UAGAAAAAUAGUAAAUAAUUAGUUAUAUAUUAAGAAAAGGGCCCUCUAAUCAUGAGUGAUGUGCUGAAAAGCUCCCAGGAGCGUUCUCGGAAGCGACGCCUGCUUUUGGCCCAGACUUUGGGAUUGUCCAGCGUGGAUGAGCUAAAGAAAGUACUGGGCAACGCCGAGGACACAAACAACAGCCGCCAACUGAAUUCCAGUGGUCAGAGGGAAGAUGACGAUGCCGGCUCCUCCUCGUCGAAGAAAACGCACAGCGAAAUAAUCUACAGGGACUCCUCCACAUUCCUGAAGGGCACCCAGUCCUCCAAUCCGCACAAUGAUUACUGCCAGCACUUCGUGGACACGGGACAAAGGCCCCAGAACUUCAUUCGCGAUGUGGGUCUAGCGGAUCGCUUCGAGGAGUAUCCCAAGCUAAGGGAGCUCAUUAAAUUGAAGGACAAACUUAUCCAAGACACGGCUUCGGCUCCCAUGUAUCUGAAAACGGAUCUCAAAACUCUGGAUGUGAAAACUUUGGGGACCAAGUUUGACGUGAUUUUGAUAGAACCGCCUUUGGAGGAAUACGCCAGGGCAGCUCCUUCAGUGGCCACUGUGGGAGGAGCUCCAAGGGUUUUCUGGAACUGGGAUGAUAUCCUGAAUUUGGAUGUGGGUGAGAUUGCCGCCCAUCGCUCGUUCGUGUUCCUGUGGUGCGGUUCGUCGGAGGGACUGGACAUGGGCCGUAACUGCCUUAAAAAGUGGGGAUUCCGGCGUUGCGAGGACAUCUGCUGGAUACGCACAAACAUCAACAAGCCGGGGCACUCCAAACAGCUGGAACCCAAGGCCGUCUUCCAACGCACAAAGGAGCACUGCCUGAUGGGUAUCAAGGGAACGGUUAGACGCUCCACCGACGGAGACUUCAUCCAUGCCAACGUGGACAUCGAUUUGAUCAUAUCGGAGGAGGAGGAGUUCGGCAGCUUCGAGAAGCCCAUCGAAAUCUUUCACAUAAUCGAGCAUUUCUGUCUGGGUCGACGACGUCUCCAUCUUUUCGGCAGGGACUCGAGCAUUCGUCCUGGCUGGUUAACCGUCGGCCCGGAGCUGACCAACUCCAAUUUCAAUUCGGAAUUGUAUCAAACGUAUUUCGCUGAGGCUCCAGCUACGGGUUGCACCAGUCGGAUUGAGCUUCUGCGGCCCAAGAGUCCUCCACCGAACAGCAAGGUCCUGCGGGGCAGAGGACGCGGUUUUCCACGUGGUCGUGGCAGGCCGAGAUAACUGAAUUUUUUACUCCAACUUUUAUCAAGUGCACGUAUUCGUAGCGUCUAAGUUCGACAAUUAAUUACUGUCUAAGAAUAGGAUUAAGAUUAAAGACUAAAGCAGCAGCAGCAGCAGAA
Drosophila bipectinata is the source of this 1364-nucleotide messenger RNA. RefSeq names its product methyltransferase like 14 (gene Mettl14). The record is from RefSeq and is a predicted model, not a curated record. Gene Ontology annotation, cellular component: nucleus; RNA N6-methyladenosine methyltransferase complex. Gene Ontology annotation, molecular function: mRNA binding. Lineage: Eukaryota; Metazoa; Arthropoda; Insecta; Diptera; Drosophilidae.